UUAAGCAAUAACUUCUUCUUUUCCAAAAAUGGCUGCCGCUUUUCCCAACCAAUAUUUGCAUCCAACUUCCAUCCAUCCAUGCUUUUCCAUGAGUUCGAGUUCCAGAUACAAGGGAUUAAGCAGCAGCAGUCUACUACAUCCUGUCAAACCUUGUAGGUUAGAAUCCAUAAGAACAGCUACUGAUCCUAACAAUCAUGAUACUUAUGAAGAAAAUGUUUCGAUUAACUGGAAUUGGGUCAGCUCAUCGUUUAGAUUCAUGGAAGAGCAACUGAUUGGAAGGUUCGUUGACCAAAAAUCAUCUCCGGCGAGGAACACGACCGUGGAUAUGAACCGGCUCGUUGACUUCUUGUACGAGGACAUACCACAUGUAUUUGAUGAUCAAGGGAUUGAUCAUACUAUGUAUGAUGAAAAUCUUCGAUUUCGAGACCCGAUCACAAAAUAUGACAGUAUUUAUGGCUAUCUUGCUUAUAUUUUUAUGUUGAAGAAUCUUUUCAAGCCAGAGAUUCAGUUGCACUAUGCCAAACAGACAGGACCUUAUGAGAUAUCAACGAGGUGGACCGCAGUGAUGAAGCUAAUGACCGUACCUUGGAAACCUCGGCUAGUUGUAACAGGAACAUCUAUCAUGCAUAUCAAUCCGGAGAACCAUAAAUUCUGCAGUCAUGUUGAUAUAUGGGACUCCAUAGAGCAAAAUGAAUAUUUUUCAAUAGAGGGAUUGAUGGAUGUUAUAGAACAGCUAGGAAUUUCCAUGAACCCGGAUUCAGAAUCUCCACAUUAUCAAAUACUAAAAAGAACUUCAGAUUAUGAGGUUCGACAGUACUCUCCCUUUGUUAUCAUAGAAACUGAAGGAGGAAAUGAGCUCUCAAGUUCUACCGGAUACGUUCAAGCAUUCGAGACAUAUGCACAAUCGGAAAUAUCCACCCGAAGUCAUUUCCUGCCACUAGACAAAGAUUUCAGCAGAUCCUACAACAGUGAAGAACUUACCUUGAAAAGGAUUGAAGAAGGCUUUGCCGUGGUAUCAAAUUUCUCUGGAAAUCCCACUGAGGAGAUUGUUAUCAAACAAAUGAAGAAACUUCGUUGUGCGCUUCUAAGAGAUGGUCUAGAACCUAAAGAAACUUUCUUGCUUGCUCGAUACAAAGACUCAAGUGGCAAAUAUAAAAUGAGGAAUGAAGUGUUGAUUUGGCUUGAGGAAUUCAGAUUGGAUUAGUUAGAUUUUAGUCACUCGGCUACACAUAUGUACUGGUUAUGGUUGUAACCCCCAUACUUCUGUGGACACUAAAUUGGUCGGAAGUGCGAGCCCAUUAUGAACAAGUUGUACAUAUAAUUAGGGUUUGUACACUAUACUUAUUAAGGGGGAUAAUGUUCAAUGUGCUCAGUCUGUCACCAGGGGUAAGUCUAAGCCUAUUGUCACACCUCCAAAUGCCUCUUGUAAAUUUCUGCCGAAGUGUAACUCGACAGCGUUAAUCAAAUUUCAUCCACCUGCGCUUCAGCCUUAUAAAUUUGCACCAA
This is a messenger RNA of Papaver somniferum (opium poppy), 1506 nucleotides long. RefSeq lists its product as uncharacterized. Bases 29 to 1204 code for a protein of 391 amino acids. The record is from RefSeq and is a predicted model, not a curated record. The transcript is spliced from 7 exons. NCBI's taxonomy places the organism in Eukaryota, Viridiplantae, Streptophyta, Magnoliopsida, Ranunculales, Papaveraceae.